This is a messenger RNA of Capsella rubella, 417 nucleotides long. RefSeq lists its product as uncharacterized. The record is from RefSeq and is a predicted model, not a curated record. The annotation marks the transcript as partial. Lineage: Eukaryota; Viridiplantae; Streptophyta; Magnoliopsida; Brassicales; Brassicaceae. The transcript is spliced from 2 exons.
UUCGCAGAAUUCGCCAUUAGACUCUCUUCAGAGAAUCCAAACAGACCCCCACAGAGACCCACUCCUCCUCCACGGAACAAAGUCUUCGUCAAGAAGACGAGAGACACCUCCCACCUCGAUUUCCCCAAUCUUGUUAAGCUGGAGAAGGCGGGAUCGCACUCGGGUUCGAAUUCGAAUCCCGCUCCGGCUUCGGCUUCGGAUCCUAUUAAUCGGAUUCCUCUUGCUCAGGUCGUCGAGGAUUGCGUGAGACGUUGGUUCCAGGAUACGCUCAAGGAAGCCAAAUCCGGUGACGUUGGUAUGCAGGUCUUGGUCGGUCAGAUGUAUUGCAGCGGCUAUGGAAUCUCCAAAGAUGAACAAAAGGGUCGUGCUUGGAUUAUACAAGUCAUGACAUUGAACUACAAGUUCCUCACAAGUUAA